Messenger RNA from Agrilus planipennis (emerald ash borer), 1242 nucleotides. Its product is annotated as 15-hydroxyprostaglandin dehydrogenase [NAD(+)]-like. The record is from RefSeq and is a predicted model, not a curated record. Gene Ontology annotation, cellular component: cytoplasm. The transcript has 9 exons. Lineage: Eukaryota; Metazoa; Arthropoda; Insecta; Coleoptera; Buprestidae. Gene Ontology annotation, molecular function: oxidoreductase activity, acting on the CH-OH group of donors, NAD or NADP as acceptor. Bases 29 to 1168 code for a protein of 379 amino acids.
UUUGCUUGAAUCUAGUUCAAAAUACAACAUGUCAACAGCAGUCAAUGAAAAAGUGGCUCUUAUUACCGGCGGUGCAAGUGGUGUAGGAUUAGAAUUCGUUAAAGAAUUGCUGAGAAAUGGAAUUAAGGGGAUUGAAGUAGCAGACAUAAAUACAGUUUACAUACAGAACGCCAAGGAAGAGAUCGAGAAAGAAUUUGGCAUGAAUAGAGUUGACUUCAUACAAACUGACGUUUGUGAUAAAAAUCAACUGAAAGCUGCAUUUGAGAGAACUAUCAAGGUAUAUAAUCAACUUGACAUGGUAUUCAGUAAUGCUGGCAUUGCAGACGAUCUAGAUUUCCAGAAAGAAGUAGAUGCUAACUGUGCGGAGGUACAAUGUAAAUUCCUAAUAAAAUAUUUUUCUUAUUCAAAUAUGUCGUCCGUAGUACAAGGAAAAGUGGCCUUAAUUACCGGUAGUGCAGGUGGAAUAGGGUUUGCAUUCGCUCAGGAACUAUUACGAAACGGAGCUAAGGCAGUUGAAUUAGUGGAUGUCAACGCGGAUUUGCUUCAGAAAGCCAAAGAACAAAUUGCAAAAGAAUUUGGACCAGAUAAAGUAGAUUUCACAAAAGCAGAUGUUACUGACAAAAAUCAAUUGGAAGCUGCUUUCAAAAAAGCUAUUCAGGUAUUUAAUCAGUUGGACAUAGUCAUUAAUAAUGCAGGUAUUCUCGAUGAUGUUAACUACGAGAAAGAAAUACAAAUUAAUUGUAACGGCGUGGUCUACGGAACUCUUUUAGCAGUAAACGAAUACCUUCCAAAAUAUAGAAGUGGAAAAGAAGGUUACGUGGUGAAUUUAUCUUCAAUUUGUGCUUUACAUCCUGCAUCGUUUGCACCGAUAUACACUGGUUCUAAAUGGUUUGUCGUUGGGUUUGGUCGCGCCAUAGGUGCAAGUGAUUAUUACGAGAAAACAAAAGUUAAAGUUCUUACACUUUGUCCAGGCGCUACAAAGACAAACAUUGUCUUAAAAGGUCUGGAUCCUGAGUUAACCAGAAUUCGUUUGAAAGACAUAGAAGCAGCACCAGUGCAGGAGGCCAGCCACAUGGGAAAAGAACUAGUAAAUAUCCUGAAUACAGCAACAAGUGGGACAGUAUGGCUUAUAGAGAACAAAGAACCUGCUCGUGAAAUUACAUAUUAAGAACCUUACGGCCAACAACUUCAUGUUAGUUUCAGUGUAUUUUAAAUCAAUAAAUUUUUAUGUAGUUUAUUUAA